AUCUCAGUAAACACGGUAGGUAGCUCUUCCUGACCGUGCAAGAGGUGUAGUGCCCAAUGCUAUGGUAGGCAUGUAGCAGUUAGAAGUACUGAUAUUUUUGCUAUACGUAUAGCUUUUGGUGGCUUUGGCUCAAAAAGUUACAGGUCACAUGUACCUUGAUACUUUUUUCCAAAACCCCCUUGUACCUGAUCGCCUGAGCUGACGAGGACUUAAUCCCUUCUGCGCCGCGAGAUAAUCAUCCUCUUCGCCGCGCAACAUUAAGCUCCUGUUGAGGCAGCAUGGUUGUCGCACAAUGCUUUUCGCGCAAUCUCGUCAAACACCAUUCUUCCGAUCUUACAAGCAAGCAACCUUUCUCUGUCGCAGCCAAACGAGAUAAAUGGCUGGACAAACUGGGCUUAUGGGGAGGUUGGGGGACUCGGAAACCUCUCCAGCCCCGCGUUUUCCCAACGUCUGGUUUUGAACUCAUAGACGCAUCUAAAACCUUUCAAGAGGAAUGCCUCACUCACCAUGAUUUUUACCCCGUCCGUCUUGGAGAAGUAUUUCAGAACAGGUACCAGGUGGUUACUAAAAUUGGAUUUGGUUUCAGUGCCACCACUUGGUUGGGUCAUGACCUUCAGGAUCACACAUAUGUCUCUCUCAAGGUCCAUCGUAACAACGUUCAGGAAAAUCGUGAACUUGAGGUUUCCGAGCAUAUCAAGAAGCGAACCACACACCCCAGCUCGCAUCAUAUCCGUCCAGUCCAUGAGUUUUUCAGGAUCGAGGGGCAAUAUGGCGACCAUGACGUUAUUGUGCAAACACCUCUGACGAUAUCUGUGUUCGAUUUACAACGUUAUGCACUGCCUGGUAACGUUUUCACACCUCGACUUGCAAAAGAGGUCGUGAAGCGCGUGCUACUUUCACUAGACUUUCUUCACUCUGAGGCUCAUGUCAUCCACAGUGACAUCCAUCCCGAGAAUUUGCUUCUGGGCUGCAAAGGUCGGGAUGAUCGAGAUAGAUACUUUGCCUGGGUAGAGGAAGCCGAGCUCCGCAAUCCUGUAGCACGCAAGGUUAUGAAAGACAGGACUAUCUAUGCCUCCCGAGUUAUGAAUGGGCCAGUAGACGAAGUAUAUCUUUGUGAUUUUGGCCGGGCUCAUAUCGGAAGUGAGGGAUCAGGCACUCCUGGAAUAAUGCACUGUAGAGCUCCUGAGAUUAUACUCGACAUGCGAUGGAGCUACCCAAUAGAUUUGUGGAGUUUGGGGCUGUUGGCCUGGGCGAUGCUACAUGGCAAGAAGCUCUUCACACUUCACGAGCCGGAAGAAAAGAGGGUGAAAGACGCAAAACAUUUAGCUAAUAUGAUUGCAUUGCUCGGACCACCUCCGUUGGAUUUCCUCAAACGGAGUAAGACGUACCUUGAGUUCUGGGACAAGGAGGGGUGUUGGAGAGGGAUUGCACCAAUACCCCGGAAUAGAACCUUGGAGUGUCUUGGUCGGUCGGUAACGGGCGGGGAAGGGGCCAUGUUCUUGGAAUUCAUCAGGGCUUUGCUUUGCUGGGUCCCAGAGAAGCGUCUCACGGCAAAGCAGGCUUUGUCGCAUCCAUGGUUGACCGCCCCCUCCAGAUAGUCUAUUACGAGGGUGAAAGCAGGUGGCUUUCCGGCUAGCAACUUGGAAGACUACCUAGCUAAGAGGAGGCACAUUGUAUGGAUUCGAUUCCUAUUCAAUGGGUUCUCCCUUCUCCUUGAAAUGUUUCUAGCGGUAUUAUGUGGCAUUGACAUAUCUUUGGUUAACAGAAAAGAGAGAUAGAGGCGCAGUUGGGUAUAAGCUUAGCAAGGGCGGUCAAGGAGAGCAGAAUCGAUCGGGAAGGCUUUUACGUAAUAAUCUUAGUAGGUCGAUCAGUAGCUCCGUACCUGCCUGCUAUGUACCUCAAGUAGGUACCUCAAGUAGGU
This is a messenger RNA of Xylaria bambusicola, 1921 nucleotides long. RefSeq names its product kinase-like protein. The record is from RefSeq and is a predicted model, not a curated record. The transcript has 6 exons. Gene Ontology annotation, molecular function: ATP binding; protein kinase activity. Gene Ontology annotation, biological process: protein phosphorylation. NCBI's taxonomy places the organism in Eukaryota, Fungi, Ascomycota, Sordariomycetes, Xylariales, Xylariaceae. Bases 279 to 1598 code for a protein of 439 amino acids.